Gigantopelta aegis is the source of this 2046-nucleotide messenger RNA. RefSeq names its product S-adenosylmethionine sensor upstream of mTORC1-like. NCBI's taxonomy places the organism in Eukaryota, Metazoa, Mollusca, Gastropoda, Neomphalida, Peltospiridae. The transcript has 4 exons. Gene Ontology annotation, biological process: negative regulation of TORC1 signaling. The record is from RefSeq and is a predicted model, not a curated record. Bases 34 to 1542 code for a protein of 502 amino acids.
UGAUAUGCGAAUGGUAGUGGCCAUUAGACGAUUAUGUCGGACCUAGAGUCCGAUCACACAUCAGAUAAAGAGGAACACAAGCGUCUGGCCAGUUUUGUAAAGGGUGUGCAUGCCGAUCUGCGAAAGAAAUUCAAGUCGAAUCAUGGGGAUUACGAGAAAAUCUGGAAUGACCACUGUCAGAACAAGGACCUCCUUAUCACAUAUGCAGACUGCAUGCACCACCUGGCCACCGAACACUGGACAAAGAAAUCGAAGACGCGGAUUGACUGGUGUCGGGAGACUGCCCUGGAAUUCUUCCACAGGGGAGGGCUGAAACUGGCGCUGGAGAAAGAUGAGAGAAAACGACGAUACCAGGAGCUGAAAGCCAGGCAGGGACAUAUUUCUGAGGAAGAUUCAACACCUAUUGAAUCGAGUACUGAGGAGUCCUGUGGAAUCUUGACCAGCUCCCAGGAAUCUAAUGGGAAUGUCUCCAGUAUCUCUGACUGUGCUGGAAAUACCACGAGCGAGUCUGGAGCGGUGCAGCACCAGCCACAGGAACACAAUCAGGUCUUGAAAUGUGACGAACAGUACCAGACUGUGACCAGUGUUUCGGAUUCAACUGGAAUCACUAGUGUUACGGAAUCUAGCAGGAAGAUGGCCAGUUCUCAGGGGUCAUUUGGCAUCACAUCGAGCACAGACGGGUCGAAUGGAGUCCUGUCCAGUCCAGAAGAGACAAACGGGACACACGCCGGGUCCAGCACACCCGACAUCAUCGUAUCCCAUCCUGAGGAUGCUGUAGGUCAUGGGAUGAUGGCAUCGAUAGCGUGUGCUCCGGAGAGCAGGAAUCUCACCUGUAGCAGUACCAUAACUUUACCAUUCGAAGGGAAAAUCCGGCUGCUGGAUGUCGGCAGUUGUUACAAUCCAUUCCUACAAUUCCCAGAAUUCCUUGCUGUAGGGAUAGACAUCAGUCCUGCAAAACCGAGUGUCUACCGCUGCGACUUCCUGCACCUGGAGACUGUCAAACCACUGCAGGUUGCCUCGGACACUCUGACCACGUAUGUGAACAACCUGCGCGACCCGAUCGAGAAACUGCCGCGUGACAUCUUCCACAUGGUGGUGUUCAGCCUGCUGCUCGAGUACUUCCCGUCGGCCUACCAGCGCUGGCUGUGCUGUCAGAAGGCCCACAGUCUGCUCACCAUCAACGGGUUGCUCCUCAUCAUCACCCCUGACUCCAAGACGCAGCACAAGAACGCCGGCAUGAUCAAGAGCUGGCGUGUGGCCAUCGAGUCGAUGGGCUUCGUGCGGUGGAGGUACGUCAAGCAGGAGCAUCUCCACUGUAUGGCGUUCCGCAAGGUGGCGAAACCCGAGAGCGAUAACUGCCUGGUGAACGACGUGUCGCCCGACAUGCUCUACAUUCCACAGGACUUCAACGAUCUCGGGCACGACGACGCAAUACUGAGUCACUACUCCCCCUUCACCGCAGAAGACGAAGAUUACUUUCGGUCAACGAUGUCCGAGUUACCUGCCCUUGGCUCUGAAGAUGACUGUGAUGAUUCGCUUUGAUCUGAUAGAUUUAGACUUUAUCUAUGUAUGUAUAUAUGUGUGUAUGUAUGUGUAUUUGCUGUAUUGUGAUAUGACAAAUACAGGCCUUGUACAUUGUGAAUGGUACAAGCUGUUGUAGCUUGGUCAAUGGAAUGGAAGAAAUGUAUUUGGGAGUUUCGGUCGACCUCAGUUUUUGUUGAAAUGAAUAUUGGAGCAUCAUCUAAAUUAAACCAACUGUAAUCUAAUGUCUAAAUCAGCCAAACAAAGAGAGAAAAAGUCUGUGUCAGCUAGAUAUGCUACACAACGAAUAAUGGAUCAUUUUAUCUUUCACAAUCAACUAGUGAGGAGCCAAUUUCACAAAACAUUGUGUGCCAGAUUUACAAAACCUAUUUUUAACUUACACAUGGGUAACUACAUACAUCUACACCUGCUUUUAAGAAAAUCAGGCGUCGUAAAUUCAGUCCUGUAAGUCUAGUUUUAUACCUAAAUUUGUAAAUAUUUGACUGAAAGACAGUUAAUUACAAA